AUGGCUCUAAAUUUCGGCAGAGACGUCCGGUUACUCAGUCUCCUCAUGUUAAUCGUCCUUGUCGGUAUGCUCUCAGGCAUGCAGUCGGAAGCAUGGAUGGGGCACCUUGGAUGGGAAGAACGCGCGCCCGGCCUCAAUGAUAUCUUUCAAUACCCGGCCUCUGGUUCAUCAAUGGCCACGGCGGCUGGACAAGCUGAUCACCAUCAACCAUUCUCGGCCGAUCAUGUCCACCCUUUUGGCCUUCCAGCCGGACCGUCAGCUCCCCACAGCUUAUACCCCCUACCAGACUGUUAUCCUUCCCAAACCACUGCUGAAGAGCGUCCCGCUGAAUCCGAGGUUCAUGGGUUGGACAUGUCUUUUGCCUCCGACGUACUAUUUGGACUACAGUUGGGGGAACCACAGGACCUCGAAUCGCUGGAUUACCUCCUAAAGCUUCUCCGAGACGGAACACCAGGCCCACAUAGCCUCGCGGCGGUAGGGGUUUCGCAAGCAGAUUCUGGUGUGCCGCAAGUAUUGGAUCGUCAAGUUCAUACAACCGCAGGAGCUGGUCCGCCAGACAUGCCCGCCGUCUCAGAGUACAAAUUCCCGCCUUCCUCCGUUGCAACCUCCGGACCCAAUCAAAUGGUCCAGCCUGUGGUGAAAACCCUUAAACCUCAGACUCUUCGUGGUACUCGCAAGAGGAAGGAGCGGUCGGACAAUGACCAAUUGGAAAGUUUGGACAUCCCACUUCCCUCCCGCGAAAACCAAUGGCCCCAACUCUUUCGAAUGACACCUGCGCAGGGAGGACUAGUGUUUCCUCAGGAUUUCUUUGUACCUAAUAAUCCAUCAAAUCCGCUUGAAACUUGGGAAGUACGUUUGAUCCGGACAAACAUAUCACAACACGGCUCACUCGUUAUCCCCGAGGACAAAUUUUUCAUGUUCUAUAAAAAAUAUAUCGAGCUUAACAAGUCACGCUCCGGCGUCAUGGAAAAAUCCUAUUCCGCGAAAAGAAGGACUAGAAUGGCGAAAAAAGUACGCAAUUUUUUGCCUCACUGUAAACAAUGGUAUCAGCAUUGGUUCGAUGAAACUGGGAUAGACUUUGAAAAAAAUCUCCUCCAACCUCACUUCCGCCAUAUCAAGCGCGUCGGGCUCUUCUUCCCCUUGUUCCUGUUUUAUGUUGAGAUGAUAAGUUCGAUUGUCCCGAGAGAAGAGAAGAUCACCCUGGCGACUGAACUCGAAGGCGCCCAAGACUGCUUCAACAUUUUGACAACGGCCUUGAUGCACCAGAGCUUGGGAAAUUAUCCACAGACCAUUGCAGCCGCCGUCAAACGUCUUAGAGCAGAGCUUUGUGUUGAUGGAGCCAAAGCAAUUAAUACUAUCAUCUGGACUUUUUUGGAGUUUUGGAUGGUCACUUGCUGGAGGAAAGAAGUUUUCCAUGACCCAGAAUCGACCUCGGAUGCUCUUUCAUCGAGGAUCAAAGAAUUCUUCAAUAAUGUCUUCUAUCAUUCCUAUUCAGCUCAGCAUCAAAUGUACAUUCAUAGGAUAUAUUCAGCUCAUUAUCAACCACACAUUUCUAUGUUGAACAUUUGA
Messenger RNA from Puccinia triticina, 1569 nucleotides. RefSeq lists its product as uncharacterized. Bases 1 to 1569 code for a protein of 522 amino acids. The record is from RefSeq and is a predicted model, not a curated record. NCBI's taxonomy places the organism in Eukaryota, Fungi, Basidiomycota, Pucciniomycetes, Pucciniales, Pucciniaceae. The transcript has a single exon.